AUGUUGAAAAAAUCCGUCAAUCAUAACACCAUCCUUUCACCUCCAUUGUCGUCUCCAAGUUCAAAUCCAAGCAGCUUGACGACAGAAGAGCCAGACGAGAGCCCUUCAAAUUCUUUCCACUCCUAUUCUCCCCCAAACCAAAAAAUCCCCUUCUCCCAACCCUACAAAUCCCUCGCCAUCCUAAAAGGCCACGUGGCCCCCGUCUCUUCCCUCGCCCUCUGCGGCGAGUUCCUCAUCAGCGCCUCCCAGAGCAGGGACACAAUCGUCUGGCAAAAUCCCCAACUCAAAUUCUUCACCAGAUUCGGCCACGGGGAUGGGUCGGUCAAAUCCCUAGUCGCCCUCGGCCACAAGAUCUUCACCGCCUACCAAGACGGCAAAAUCCGAAUCGAUUGGAGAUGGAUCUGCAAUUUUCUGGCGGCGGAGUCGCGGGCGACCGAGGUCAGUUCCAGUGGUCUGCUCAUGUGGAGGCGGGAAUCUCUGAGAUGGCGACGGCGAAGGUGGUAUUGGCCGAUGGUGGACGGUGACCGGUGA
Molecule: messenger RNA, 531 nt
Organism: Striga asiatica
Lineage: Eukaryota; Viridiplantae; Streptophyta; Magnoliopsida; Lamiales; Orobanchaceae
Source: the annotation of a GenBank genome assembly